Notolabrus celidotus (New Zealand spotty) is the source of this 1116-nucleotide messenger RNA. RefSeq names its product excitatory amino acid transporter 3-like. The record is from RefSeq and is a predicted model, not a curated record. Lineage: Eukaryota; Metazoa; Chordata; Actinopteri; Labriformes; Labridae. Gene Ontology annotation, molecular function: glutamate:sodium symporter activity; neutral L-amino acid transmembrane transporter activity; L-glutamate transmembrane transporter activity. Gene Ontology annotation, biological process: L-glutamate transmembrane transport. Gene Ontology annotation, cellular component: plasma membrane.
AUGGGGAUUCCCAAUUUGAGAACAAUCUCCAGCUCAACUAAGGAGCUGAUUGUUGACCUGAGGAGGAACAAGACACCAGUGACCCCUGUUUCCAUCCAAGGGGCCAGUGUUGACAUUGUGGAGGACUACAAGUACCUGGGGGUGUACUUGGACAAAAAACUGGACUGGGGCAGGAACACCAAAGCCGUCUACAAGAAGGGCCUGAGCCACCUCUACUUCUUGAGGAUGAGGUCCUUCAACAUCUGCAGGACGAUGCUGGGGAUGUUCUAUGAGUCUGUGGUCCCUAGUGCUAUCCUGUGUUUAAUAUUGGUACUGAUACUGAUGCCAGGAGUUGCCUACUCCAAAAAAGGAACUGAGGAACACGAUGAGGAGUCCUUGUUCACUUUUGGCGCACUGUUUGAUCUCGUACGGAGCCAACACUGUGGGCCUGAUUGCCUGGUCUCUUUUUAUUGGCCUGUACCUAAACAGGAUGGGAGAGGAAGGGGAGAUCCUUGUAGAGGUCCUCACUGCCCUCAACAAGGCCACAUCAAAUCCAUCUUCAACCUGAUACUUUGCUACCUGCCAGUUGGUGUCAUGUUCCUGAUCACAAGCCAUGUGGUUGUAGUGCAUGACUGGGAAACUACCUUCCAACUUGUUAAGUUCAUGGCAGUGGUUCUUCUUGGGCUUGCUGUCCACGUGAUACUUCUUCCUCUGAUCUACUUCCUGUGCACCAGACGUAGUCCCAUGAGUGUGAUCAACGGCAUCAGUCCUGCCUUACUGGCAGCACUCCUCACUUCAUCCAGCUCUGCCACACUGCCGCACACUUUCAAGUGCUGUGAGGAGCGGAUCUGGAUAGGCAAAAGAAUCACUCGCUUGAUGCUGCCCAUUGGGACAAACAUCAACAUGAAUGGAACUGCACUCUAUGAAGUGGUCGCCACAGUUUUCAUCGCCAAACUCAACUAUAUCCAUCUGAACCUGGUCCAGUUGAUCACUCUUUCAGUGACAGCAGCAGUGUCCAGCGUAGGAGCAGCAGGAAUCCCAGCGACUGGAGCAGCAACCACUCUCUUUGUCUUGACAGUGGUUGGUUUGCCUUCAAAGGAGGCCACCAUUCUGGUGGUCAUAGAAUGGAUCCUGUAA